AUGGCUAAAAAAGCCAAGUCGCGCACCAUCGCCGUCCGGCUCAUCAGCAUGGCGAUGACGGGCUACUACAAAACCCUUGUCCGACCGCGUACCAGCAGACCCCUCAGCAUGCUGAAAUACGACCCGGUAGUGAAAAAGAAAGUGCUGUUUUUGGAGGCGAAGCGCGGGAAGUAA
Messenger RNA from Histoplasma capsulatum G186AR, 174 nucleotides. RefSeq lists its product as uncharacterized. Lineage: Eukaryota; Fungi; Ascomycota; Eurotiomycetes; Onygenales; Ajellomycetaceae. The transcript is spliced from 2 exons. Bases 1 to 174 code for a protein of 57 amino acids. Gene Ontology annotation, cellular component: mitochondrion; ribosome. The record is from RefSeq and is a predicted model, not a curated record. Gene Ontology annotation, molecular function: structural constituent of ribosome. Gene Ontology annotation, biological process: translation.